Molecule: messenger RNA, 1368 nt
Organism: Cavenderia fasciculata
Lineage: Eukaryota; Evosea; Eumycetozoa; Acytosteliales; Cavenderiaceae
Gene: alg1
Product: glycosyltransferase
Exons: 3
Coding region: 1-1368 (455 amino acids)
Cellular component (GO): endoplasmic reticulum
Molecular function (GO): mannosyltransferase activity
Source: RefSeq, a predicted model, not a curated record
AUGAAAGAUAAUAAUAAUAAGAAUAAUAAUAAGAAUAAGAAUAUAAAGAAAGGAAAAGAUAGUAAAUCAUCAAUCAAUGGAGUAGCAGUAGUUGUAUUGGGAGAUAUAGGACGUAGUCCUAGAAUGCAAUAUCAUGCACUAUCGAUUGCAAAGGCUGAUGAGACUAGAAACCGUGUAUCUUUUAUCGGUUACAACGAGUCUAUUCCACACCCUCUAGUGCGUCAACAAUCAAACAUCACCAUCAGACCACUCAAACCGUUCCCAGCCAUCCGUAACAGCAAGUUGCUGUGGCCUAUCCUAGCAGUGUGCAAGGUUCUCUUUCAAAUCUUUCAACUCUUAUAUGUACUCUUAUUCCUCGUACCAAAGCCACUCAAUACAGUGCUCGUACAAUCACCACCUGCCAUCCCAACUACAUUUGUUCUUCAGAUUGUAUGUUGGCUGCGUGGUGCCAAACUAAUCAUCGAUUGGCAUAACCUCGGUUACACAAUCCUUCAACUUUCAACUAGAAAACCUGUUACUCAUCCUAUCAUUAAAUUGGCUAAAUUUAUUGAAAGAUAUUUUGGUAGAAAAGCAUAUGCUCAUUUAUUUGUAACUGAAACAAUGAAAGAUGAAUUAUCAAAGGAUUGGAAAUUAGAAGGACAAAAAUUUGUAUUACAUGAUAAACCAGCACCAAUAUUUAAAGCAUUGGAAAAGGAAGAAAGAUUAUCAUUUUUGGGACACUUUGAAAGUAAAUAUGCAUCAAGUAUAUCAUCGGAAACUAGCAAGUUUUUGAGACUUGCAAGAGAAGGAAAGGCAGCUAUUGGUAUAUCAUCAACUAGUUAUACACCCGAUGAAGACUUUGGUAUUUUAUUGAGUGCACUUCAUAGCUACGAUCUAAAGACAACACCACUACCAGGUGUAAAGGUGACAUUACCAAAACUACUCUUUUUCAUCACUGGAAAGGGACCAGAUCAACAAAUGUACAUUGAAGUGCUCAAGAAACUCAAACUCAUCAAUACCAACGUAUGCAUGGUUUGGUUAGACUCUGAAGACUAUCCCAAAUUGUUGGCAUGUGCCGAUGUGGGUGUAUCUUUGCACAAAUCAUCGUCUGGUAUUGAUUUACCAAUGAAGGUGGUUGAUAUGUUUGGUUGUUGUGUACCUGCAUUGGCACUUGAAUUCAAGUGUAUACAUGAAUUGGUAAAGGACAAUGUCAAUGGUUUCACCUUUAAAGAUUAUAAAGAAUUGGAAGGAUUGUUUGCAAAAACCCUCACAGAUUAUCCCAAUCCACAUCAUCUCAAUAGAUUACGUCAAAAUCUAAUCGACGCAAGACCAAAUAAUACUUGGGAAAUUGAAUGGGAAACUAUUAAACCUUUAUUUUUAAUAAAUUAA